Phasianus colchicus (ring-necked pheasant) is the source of this 1003-nucleotide messenger RNA. It is a transcript of the gene CD164L2, whose product is annotated as CD164 molecule like 2. The record is from RefSeq and is a predicted model, not a curated record. Lineage: Eukaryota; Metazoa; Chordata; Aves; Galliformes; Phasianidae. Gene Ontology annotation, cellular component: cytoplasmic vesicle.
CCUCCCUCCCCCCCCGCGGGUGCGGACGUCCCCGCUCCGUUCAGCCCUCCAGGGAGCUCCGCCGCCGCCGCCGGACCGAACGGAACGGAGCGGGUCGGGCCGGGCCAUGACCCCCCCGUGCGCCGGAGCGCUGCGCUGCGCGGUGCUGUGCGCGGUGCUGUGCGCUCAGGGAUCCGCCGCCACCCGCGCAGAAUGCAGCGAGCUGCUGUCCUGUGAGCUGUGCACAGCCGCUCCUCCAGCACCCAACGGCACCGGCUGCCUCUGGGGGGGCUGUGGGGCACCAGAGACGUGGAGCUGCAUGCACAGCAGGGCGGCCGCGUGGGACACAUGUGUGCUCUACAACAGCACUGCCCUGUGCCCAGCAGCACUGAAAUCCCCCACCAAAGAGCCACCACGGUUCCCUAGCAAGGAGCCGACAACGCGUUCCCCACGGAGCAGCACCACGCGUGCCCCGCUGACGGGCAGCCCCGAGUUCCAGCCUCCAGGCUUCGACACGGCCAGCUUUGUGGGCGGCAUGGUGCUGGUGCUCAGCGUUCAGGCCGUCCUCUUCUUCAUCCUCAAGUUCAUCAAGUCCAAGGACAGCACCUACCAAACGCUGAUCUGAGCUCGGAGCGAUGCUCCCCUCACCCCCCCGGGGAGGUGGAGAAGAGACAACUGCUGUGUCUCCAUCCCAUGCCAGGACCACCCCAAAGCCCCCCCCCCCAGCUGUGGGACCCCCCCCUGCACCACAACUAUGCAAAGCUGGCUCUGCUCAGGGGGGGCUGCACCUGGGGGUGAAGGGGGGGGGCUGGGCCGUGUCACCAAGUCACCCAGCAGAGCAUGGGAUGCUGUUGGGGUGUUUCCAGUGCUCCUCGAUGGCGUGGGGGGGCUCAUCCCACCCAGCUUUGCCCCCCUCCACACACACACACUGCCAGGAGGAAGCUGUGGGGGUAGGAGGGUGGGGGCUGUUUGCCCCCCAACCCAGGGCUGGCACUGUGGGGGCAGAGACCCAAUAAAGGACUUU